Messenger RNA from Lotus japonicus, 2898 nucleotides. Its product is annotated as probable LRR receptor-like serine/threonine-protein kinase At1g05700. The record is from RefSeq and is a predicted model, not a curated record. The transcript is spliced from 13 exons. Gene Ontology annotation, biological process: protein phosphorylation. Lineage: Eukaryota; Viridiplantae; Streptophyta; Magnoliopsida; Fabales; Fabaceae. Gene Ontology annotation, molecular function: protein binding; protein kinase activity; ATP binding. The coding region runs from base 53 to 2752 and encodes 899 amino acids.
AGUAAACUACUACGUAAUGAGACUCUAGCACUAUAAAUCAUCUUACUACGUAAUGGUACUCACAUCUUGUCCCCCUAAACAAACAAAGAUGGCAUUGUUUUUGCAUUUUCUUCUGGUAUUGCUUGGGGUCCUCAUGGCAAAAGCUGAGGAUCAAUCAGGAUUUAUCAGCAUAGAUUGUGGGCUACCUGAAAAUUCAAGCUACACUGAGAAAACCACAGGCAUAAACUACAUUUCAGAUGCUAAGUUCAUAGAUACUGGUGUAAGCAAGAGCAUAUCACCAGCAGAGAAAGUCACUCUUCAACAGCAACUAGCAUAUGUAAGGAGCUUUCCAAGGGGAGUGAGAAACUGUUACAGAAUAAAUGUAACCAGGGGUACUAAGUAUUUAAUCAGAGCUUCUUUCUAUUAUGGAAACUAUGAUGAAUUAAAUGAGUUACCACAAUUUGAACUCCAUCUUGGAGCUAAUAUUUGGGACACAGUGACAUUCCCCAAUGAUUCACUCACCACAAUCAGUGAGAUUGUAUACACCCCAUCACUAUAUUAUAUACAUGUGUGCCUAGUUAACACAGGCACUGGGACUCCAUUCAUUUCAGCCAUAGAAUUGAGACCUUUGAACAAUGGUACUUAUAACAUUGACUCAGCUGGAACAUUGGCACGCCUCCGGAGAUACGAUUUAGGUUCCAUCUCCAACUCGGAGUACAGGUUCAAAGAUGAUGUUUAUGACAGAAUCUGGGCACCUCUUCCUUUCAAACGGUGGACACAAUUAAGCACUUCACUAAGACCUGAUGAUCUAGCUCAGAAUGAUUAUAAACUACCAGCAGUUGUUAUGAGCACUGCCGCGACCUCAGUGAAUGCCAGCGCUCCAUUUCAGUUCUAUUGGGAUCCAGAUAAUGCAAAGGAACAAUACUACAUCUACAUGCACUUCAAUGAGGUUGAAAAGCUUGCACCGAAUGAAACUAGAGCAUUCAAUAUCACCUUGAAUGGUAAAUAUUGGUAUGGACCUGUGGUACCUCAAUACCAGGUAAUAAAUACCAUAUAUAAUCAAGCAGCUUUGACUGGAGCCACAAGGUACCUGUUUUCUUUAGUUCAGACAGAGAAUUCUACCCUUCCACCCAUCCUCAAUGCCUUCGAGAUUUAUAUAGUAAAAGAUUUCUCACAAUCAGAAACAGUACAAGAUGAUAUUGAUGCUAUCACAAACAUCAAGAACACUUAUCGGUUGGCUAGAAAUUGGCAAGGAGAUCCAUGUGGCCCUGUAGCAUACAUGUGGGAAGGCCUAAACUGUAGUUUUCAAGGCGAUAGCUCCCCAAGAAUCACAUCCUUGACUUUGUCUUCAAGUGGAUUGACUGGGCAGAUAGCAUCUUCCAUCUCCAAGCUCAAAAUGUUACAGUACUUGGAUUUAUCAAACAAUAGCUUAACCGGUCCAGUACCUGAUUUUCUGACACAACUGCAAUCACUGAAAGUCCUAAAGUUGGGGAAUAACAACCUUACAGGUUCAGUUCCCAGUGGACUUGUUGACAGAUCAGAAAAGGGUUCACUAUCAUUGAGCGUGGAGCAAAAUCCAAUUCUAUGUGAAUCUGGUUCAUGCAACCAACAGACAGAUGAUCAGAAGAAGAAAAAGAAGAAGAAAAAUAAUUUAGUUAUCCCACUGGUAGCAUCAGUUUCUGGGAUUUUGGUGUUCCUAAUCGCAGUAGCAGCUAUCAUCUGUGGACUUAAAAAAAGAAAACCAAGAGCUGUGAACAGUCAUAUAGAGCCUAAUACUCCAUAUGGGUCACAUUUAGAAUACAAGCAAAAACAAUAUACGUAUAAUGAUCUUGCUAUGAUCACCAACAACUUCACUAGAAUUAUUGGUAAAGGUGGAUUUGGAGAAGUUUAUCAUGGCCUUAUUGAUGACACUCAAGUAGCUGUCAAGGUCCUUUCUCCAUCAUCAGUACAAGGAUAUCCACAAUUCGUAACAGAGGUUAAACUUCUGAUGAGAGUUCAUCACAAGAAUCUGACUUCUCUUGUUGGCUAUUGCAAUGAAGAAAACAACAUAGGGCUCAUAUAUGAAUAUAUGGCAAAUGGAAACCUGGAUGAGCAUCUUUCAGGGAAAAAUAGCCCAGCAAAGUUGUUAAGUUGGGAAGAUAGACUCAGGAUAGCAGUUGAUGCAGCCCAAGGACUGGAAUAUCUGCAUCAUGGUUGCAAGCCACCUAUAAUCCACAGAGAUGUGAAAAGCGCAAAUAUUUUACUAAAUGAAAACUUUCAAGCAAAAUUGGCUGAUUUUGGCCUAUCCAAAAGCUUCCCUGCUGAUGAAGGCUCUCAUUUAUUCACUGUUGUGGCUGGAACUCCAGGUUACCUGGAUCCUGAGUACCGCUCAUCAAACAGGUUGACAGAGAAAAGUGAUGUUUACAGCUUUGGAGCUGUUCUUCUGGAAAUAAUCACAAGUAAGCCAGCUAUAGCAAAAACUCCUGAGAAGACUCACAUAAAAGAGUGGGUUAGCUCUAUGCUUUCUAAUGGAGAUAUAAAAAACAUUGUUGACUCAAGAUUACAGGAAGAUUUUGACACUAGCUCUGUGUGGAAAGCUGUUGAAAUAGGAAUGGCAUGUUUGUCCACCAAUCCUGUAAGAACCAGGCCAAGCAUGAGUGAUGUAGUGAUAGAGCUAAAGGAGAGUUUGGCUUCCGAAUUAGCUCGAAAAAGGACUGGUGGUGAGAUUGAAAAUGAUUCAAUGGAGUUGGUCUCAUUGAAUCUGACUACUGAACUCAGUCCCCCAGCUAGGUAGUACCUUUGGAUAAUAAAGAAACCUACUAAUUUCUCUACGCCGCGGCGUGUUUCGAUUUCUGUUUGAUGUACCUGAAUGUAUUGGAAUUUGUACGUUCAAUUCUCGCAGUUUGUUGAUACAAUGCACAAGUUUAUCUUUUGUUUUAA